AUUAGAGUCGCAAAACGAAGAAGAAAGAAACAAUGGAGUCUCCCAAAUCUAACAUGGACGAUGGCUACCAAAACAUCUUCGUCAUGCGUCACGGUGAUCGAAUCGACAAUUUCGAGCCACUCUGGGUUUCAACCGCCGAGAGACCUUGGGAUCCACCUCUCGUUCAAGACGGUAUGAUUCGAGCUUUUCGUACCGGUCAAAGGAUCCGAUCUCAGAUCGGGUUUCCGAUUCACCGUGUCUUCGUCUCCCCUUUCCUCCGAUGUCUCCAGACAGCUUCCGAAGUCGUCGCAGCUAUUUCUGCCGUCAAUGUCGAUCCUAACGCUAUGUCUUCCAAAGACGUCCCUUCCAUUGAUAAAUCUAAGCUCAAGGUUUCUAUUGAAUUAGGUUUAUGUGAGAUGCUGAACUCAGUGGCUAUAAGGCGUGAGCUUGCUCCUAAAGAUGGGAAAUUUGACUUCACAAUUUCAGAUAUUGAAACUAUGUUUCCUGAGGGAAUGGUGGAUCAUAAUGUCGAUAUGGUUUAUAAAGAGUUGCCAAAAUGGGAAGAGUCUGUCGAAGGUUGCAGAGAUCGAUAUGUGAAAGUUGUAAAGGCUCUUGCUGAUAAGUAUCCUUCAGAGAACUUGCUCUUAGUCACCCAUGGGGAAGGAGUUGGAACUACAUUUUCGACAUUCUAUAAAGAUACAACAGUGUACGAAGUAGACUACUGUGCUUAUGUUGAAAUGAGAAGAGAAGUCUCAAGUAAAGAUGGGUCUGUUAAAGCUGGGGACUAUGAGGUGGUUUUGAGUCAUGGUCAAGCUGGAAUCAGGUUUAGUCAUGAUCCUGUCAGUUAUGAACCUGUCAUAAGCCAUUCACCGGUUUAGUCAAUUGUCUUCAGUGUCCUCUGUUUCUGUACUUUUGAUUGUAUUUGAACUGCUUUUGUAUGAAU
This is a messenger RNA of Arabidopsis arenosa, 922 nucleotides long. Lineage: Eukaryota; Viridiplantae; Streptophyta; Magnoliopsida; Brassicales; Brassicaceae. The record is from the annotation of a GenBank genome assembly.